Molecule: messenger RNA, 5151 nt
Organism: Nerophis lumbriciformis (worm pipefish)
Lineage: Eukaryota; Metazoa; Chordata; Actinopteri; Syngnathiformes; Syngnathidae
Source: RefSeq, a predicted model, not a curated record
AUGUACCCAAGCUCUCAACAUCCCAUCAAGUCCGGCUUCAACACAAACUGCAGCGUCCCCGAGCUGCUGACCGCCUUGUGUGACAGCAGCCUGGCCGGUGUGUCGUGGAAGCGUCGGGCCCUUGGAGGCGUCUCAAGAGAAGGUUUUCGGAGAGCUCUGAAGAAGCGAGCCUACGGUGCUCUGCUGUCCAAGCUUUUCCAGAGUGCCGCCAAAGCACCUGCCUUGUCGGGCGUCACGGUGAACUCGCCUCCAAGGAACAGAGUCCUGAUGAUAUGUUUUGACCUGAGAGUGGCAGGCUGCCGGGAAGAGGCAGAGAGGCUGGAGGAGCUGCUGGAGAAGCUUCCGGACGGGGCGUCCUCCGGCUUGAACGAGGUAGAUUCGAUCCUCGAGCUCCUGGUGCACCUGGCUGGCUCCACACCUCCGCCGCCACCCUCCUUCAGUCGGGACUACAUGAGGCGGGAGAGGCCCGUGCUACGGAGGCCCGCGCCCUGGCCCUACCAGUGUGAGGAGCUUCAGAGGCUGGAGGCCUGUGCCUGGGGGCUCGUAUGUGGGGAGGAAUGGGCGUCCUUGGAACGCUUGUGUGAGACUCAGAACCUGAUGGAAGCUCAGCCGUGCGCGGGCUUGCUGACUCUCAAGACUAGAAUGGAUGCGGAGGAAAGAUUUGAAAAGGACACCAGGUUGACCUUGUUUGGAGCCUUGCAGCACACUCGAACUUCAGACUUGGAUAUCAAAUUGGGCCUUCCUCCUGUGCCCAGCAACAUAGAUGUAACUGGACUUGCCAUCAGGGUUCCACCAUGUUUGGAUCAGUCUGACGAUGAAGGUUUCCAAUCUGCCUCCAACCUGACGCCGGACUCUCAGUCAGAGCCUAGCCCCGUUCCUGAGGUGGACAUGUGGGAGGCUUUGCGGACGUUCGAGCCCGGAUUGCGCUGCUGCUGGGAGUCGGUCGGCUGGCCACCGGGCAGGAGAGAGUCUCUGUACCUUAGCGAGAGUGGCAGAGAGGCCUUUGACCAGCUCUAUCGCCUCUGGGAGGGCGAAAUGAGGGUGGUCAGUGGAAGCGUACCUUCCCCGCUCAUCCCACUGCCUGUUGACUCUCAAGGGCAGCUCGUGGGAGACCUCCUGAACGUGCUGAUUGGUGUGGCGUCCACCACCUUUCCUCUCAACCAGAGCGUCCAGUUCGACGUCCGCCCUGGCGUGUGUGUGUCAGGAGUCUCUCCGGAAAGUGUCUCUCGUCUUUUGGGAGAGCUGGCCCAGUAUGGCACCUACUACCUGAGGCUCAGUCGCUUUUCUCUGCAGAGCCCUGAAAAGAAGGGCCUUGUCUUCCAGGCGUUCACAGGGGGUCUGAGAAAGUACUUGCAUUACUACCGAGCAUGUGUUCUCAGCACUCCUCCGAGACUCAGCCUGCUGACCAUUGGUUUCCUCUUCCGCAAAGUUGGCCAACAGCUCAGGUAUCUGUCAGAACUGUGCCAUGUGGACGGCCCUCUGGGUGGCGACCGGGCCGCCUUCCCUGUGGGCGUGAAACUGCUCUCCCACCUGUACAACGAAGCCCAGAACAACUGCAGCAAUGAGAACUACCCAGUUCUGCUCUCGCUCCUCAAGAGUAGCUGCGAGCCGUACACUAGGUUCGUAUCCGACUGGGUGUACAGCGGCGUGUUUCGAGACGUUUAUGGCGAGUUCAUGAUCCAAGUCAAUGAAGAGUACCUCAGCUAUAGAGACAAACACUUCUGGUUUCAAGGAUACACUUUGAUCUCAAAAGACGUAGAGGAGUGCGUCCCUGUUUUCCUGAGGCACAUCGCGAACGAUGUGUAUGUCUGUGGCAAGACCAUCAACCUCCUUAAAAUAUGCUGCCCUCAGCACUACAUUUGCUUGUCAGAGCUUCCCGUGCCACGCAUCGCCGUCACCUUCUCCCUGCAGGAAGUGGAGGGAAUUGAGAGAGACUGUGCCGUGUACCGCGGCCGCAUGGAGAGAAUCGCCAAGCACAGCGCUGUCAGCCGGGAAGUGCAGGCCCAGCGAGCGGAGGAGGCACGCCAGGAGCUGAUCAAUCAGGUCAGAGCGUCAGCAGCCAAAACCCUGGAGAGCAUCCGCGGCCGCCAGGUGUCACAGCGUCUGUCUGAGGAGGCCAGGAAAAGGGAGCGGUUUGAGGAGCUAAAGCAGCAUCUGGAACAGGAGCAGCAGUGGCGCAGUAUGGCCAAGAAAAAGCAUGAGGAAGAUGAGUUCAGCUUCGCCAGAGAACUGAGGGACCGGGAAAAGAGACUCCAAGCGCUAGAGGAGCAAUUGGAGCAGAGAGCCAGGAAGGAGCUGAUCGCCCAGUACAGCCACCUCUCAGAAGAAGCGGCACGUAAGGAGCGACGAGCCUUGUGGAGGGCGCAGAGGAUGAGACUCAACGAGGCUCGAUUGCAAUUUUUCGCGCUCAACCAGCAACAGUUACGGGACAUAUUGAAGAAGUAUCCUUUGGGUCAAGAGAGACCUCCAGCUUCACCAACUUGGGACUUGCUCGAAAUUCCCACCGAGCAGUGUCUGAAAAUGAAAACAGAGGCGCCUCAAGAAUCCGAACCGUCUCAGACAAUGGACAUGAAUGCCUUCAUCUCUGGCGAUUCGCGUGUGGGGUCACCAGACCCUGACUAUACCCAGCAUUUGGAUGCAGCCCUGCGGGAAAUCGGCUCAGACAUUCCUGAGGCCUGUCCCACUGCACAGCUUAUAGACUAUGAUUUCAGCGCCCUCUUCAGUCCGCUUAAAGGAAUCGCUGGGCGGCAAUCGCCAGCCCGCCUCAGGCCUCCUUGUAGUUCUACUCUUCUGCAGCCAGAUGUGAUCCACAACCAUCCCUCCUUUUCCCACUUUCCCGUAGGGGAGAACGUGCCUCUGAUCCACAACAGCCUCCCCGCGGCUAGUCCCUUUGGCAUUGUUACCAAAUCUAACAUCUCCCUAGAACAGUACGUUCCGGAGAUUCCUCAAAACGAAUCCAAAGCUAAUGGGCCGACUUCUCAGGAUGUUAUGCGACUAGGACAAGGUGACAGUUACUUAAAUGUGGAGCAAAGCCAGGUUCCGGAAUUACAGGAAGAUGUGGCUAAGAAAGAUGAAGAGCAUCCUUUACUACAAGAAAAACUUGGCAUUCUUUGUAAUUGUAAAGAGGUUUGUUCUUCAAAGGCAUAUUCAAACCUGAGUACCCCUCAAACUUUGCACACUCCUAUGUCACAUCCCUCAGAUUCACACAUCAAGAUUGGCGAGCACGUCUCGGACAUCGAAACCCCUAACCCUUCCCCGAACGUCCACGGGCACUCCUCGCAUUCUCACAUCAAAGUUGGAGAAAAUGUGUCAGACUUUGUGCAGUCACUUCCUGUCCGAAACCUCCACGGUCACGCCUCGGACUCCAACAUGAAAAUUGGAGAAAAUGUCUCGGAUGUUGUCUCUUCACUUCCCUCUCCUGGCCUCUACGGUCACGCCUCCGACGCCCACAUCAAAGUGGGCGAACACGUUUCGGACGUUUUUUCUCCGCUGCCCGUGCCGAGCAUCCACGGGCACUCAUCGGAUGCUAACAUCAAAGUGGGCGAGUUUGUCUCGGACGUGUCCGAAGCUAAGCCUCGAUGGAGCAAGUACGGCCACGCCUCCGACUCUACUCUUCAGAUAGGCUGCGUGAUUUCAGGCGAGGUACCGAGUUCAGCACCCCUAAGAGGUGCUCACGGCCACAUCUCCAAUUCCAACUUGGGUGUCGGCUGCGUGGUCACCCAGAGCAACCCCCAUCCAUCCCCGUUGCCCGGCAGUCAAUACGGACACUCCUCGGACUCAGCUUUGGGGGUUGGUUGCGUGGUGUUGGACGCGAUACCACACGUACAGCUAGAUAGCGGGAAAGGAUGUGAAGUGGCUGAACAAAACCAGGAUGUAAAAGCUGGUGAGGCAGAGACGCAUGAGCAGCAGGCGGAGGCCAGCAGAUUUGUAUUAUCACCUGGAGAGAAGUCGGAACAAUAUCUCGAGGCUUUGUCUGCUCAGUACCAAGUGGAACACUAUGAAGACUGUUACAGCCUCAUGGCGUCGUCCCCUGAAUGUCAGCUGCUCAAACACGUGACCCGUGGUCCCCUAGCGCAGUCCGCCCUGCGCCACGCACCCGACGACUCAUCCGUGCACCUCAGCGAGAUGGUCUCCCUGCCGGUUCUGAUCAAACACUCGGUCACCGCCCCGCUCAUCACGCACGUGUCGCUGGUCAACAAAGCAGUGGUAGACUACUUCUUCGUGGAGUUGGGGGUGGAGCGCCACUUUGAGGCACUGCGCCACUUCUUGCUGAUGGAGGACGGCGAAUUCGCGCAGUCGCUUAGCGAUCGGCUAUUUGAAAAGCUGGGAAGUGGUCAGACCCCCGGCGAGCUUCUGACCCCGCUGGUGCUCAACUCCAUCCUCAGCAAGGCGCUGCAGUACAGCCUUCACGGCGACACGCCGCUCGCCGCCAACUUCACCUUCGCCCUGCGCUUCCUGCCCGAAACCUUCCACCCGCACGCCCCCGAUUCCCUCAACUGCUUGGAACUGCGGUACAAGGUGGACUGGCCGCUCAACAUCAUCAUGACGGACAGCUGCCUGAACAAGUACAACCGCCUAUUCUCCUUCCAGCUCCAGCUCAAGCACAUGCUAUGGAGCUUGCGAGACGUCUGGUUCCACCUCAAGAGGACUGCGUUAGUGAAAGGCGCAGGACACUCGGUGCAAUUCCGCCAACUGCAGCUGUACCGCCAUGAAAUGCAGCACUUCGUCAAGGUCAUCCAAGGGUACAUCGCCAACCAGAUCUUGCAGGUGUCGUGGAGCGAGUUCACCGCUAAGAUGGCCACCGCCUCCGACCUGGACGCCAUCCACCGCACGCACGCAGACUACCUCAACAGAGCCAUCUUCAGGGCUCUGCUGACGGAAAAAGCCGCUUCGGUGAUGAACAUCAUCCACAGCAUCUUCAGCUUGAUCCUAAAAUUUCGCGCGCAGCUGAUCGCGCUGCCUUGGUCCAGCCAGCAGGGGGAGGCGGUACACCCCAGCUUCAUCGCCAUGCAGCAGUCGUACAACACCUUCAAAUAUUACUCGCACUUCCUAUUCAAAGUGGUGACUAAGAUGGUGAACAGAGGCUAUCAGCCCCAUUUGGAAGACUUCCUACUACGCAUCAAUUUCAAUAACUACUACAAGGACUCUUGA